CCCGGAAAAUCCGGAGUUGCCACGUCGAGAGGGGAUGCCAGCAUCGUUCAAGAUAGAAUCACUGAAAUGACACCCCAUCGAGGCUGAAACGCCCCGAACGUUCUCUCCGUGCGAGAAUAUAUAAGAUGCUGACCUCAUUCGCGCUCUUCUUCCCCAUCCUUCGACCCCCGCGUCCCCCAUAAACAUGUCAACCAACGAGCCUGAGCCUGGCUCGCUCACGCAGCCUCACGCAGAGGAGCCUCCAAAGGCGGGCUUCAAGAAAGGCAUCUCGUUCUGGAUUUCUUAUAUUGCUGUCGUCACUUCCAUCUUCCUCAGUGCGCUCGACUUGACUGGUGUCGCAACCGCACUGCCAACUAUUACUGCUGACCUCAAUGGCGGCGACAACUUCGUAUGGGUUGGAUCUGCUUAUGCUUUGUCGAGUACCGCCGUCCUUCCUCUGUCAGGAAGUCUUGCAGACAUCUUUGGACGAAGACCUAUCAUGCUUAUAAGUAUUGCGUUCUUCGCACUGGGCAGUGCACUAGCCGGUGCCGCUCAGAACAUGAACAUGUUGAUAGCUGCAAGGACCAUUCAGGGCAUUGGUGGUGGAGGCAUCAUCAACAUGACCGAAAUCAUCGUUUCUGACCUGGUACCACUCGCCGAGCGUGGUUUGUACCAAGGGAUUCUCGGUCUCGUAUGGUCCUUCGCAGCUGGUAUUGGACCUCCGAUCGGUGGUUCGUUAGCUGAAGAUGCAUCUUGGCGAUGGCUCUUUUACAUCAAUUUACCUGUGUGUGGUGUUGCAUUCUUCCUUGUCCUUAUCUUCCUGCGAGUUCGUACGCCAACUGGGUCAAUGUGGGAGAAGUUCAAACGAGUAGACUGGAGUGGAAACUUCAUCGUCAUCGCUGGUACCACACUAGCCAUUGUUGGUUUGACUUUUGCUGGAAUCAGGUUCCCUUGGGGUUCAGCUCAAGUGUUGGCUCCUCUUAUCAUCGGUAUGUUCCUCGUGGGUGUCUUCCUCCUCUACGAGGCCAAAGUACCAAAGGAGCCUUCAAUUCCUUGGGAAAUCUUGAGGAAUCGAACAUCACUUACUGGGUACUUGGAGACCCUGAUCCACGGCAUCACUAGUAUCUCUCUUCUCUAUUACCUCCCUAUCUUCUUCCAAGCAUGUCUCGGCGCGUCUCCCAUUCGUUCUGGCGUCGACAUGCUCGCCACCUCCCUCGUUAUCGCACCUUUCGGUCUCUUCGCCGGUAUCAUGGUACAAGUCCAAGGAAAAUACCGCCCCGCCAACUAUGUCGGCUGGAUACUAAGCAUCAUCGGGUUCGGUAUUCUGACCUUACUCCGAGCCGACAGUACCACAGGCCAAUGGGUCGGAUUCCAGAUUCUCGUCUCGGCUGGUGUUGGCAUGAUCUGGGCAGCAUCGAUCUUCCCAGUACUAGCACCUCUCCCAGUCGAACGGACAGCAUCCGCACUCGCUUUCUACGCUUUCGUCCGUUCCUUUGCUCAAACCUGGGGAAUCACCAUCGCCAGCACGAUCCUCCAAAACGAACUCAAAAAGAACCUACCCGACGCAUUCGUCUCCCAAUUCCCCCAAGGAUCCGAAAUCGCUUAUGCCGCUAUACCCAUCAUCAGAGACCUGGAAGAACCUUUGAGGACGGAAGUCAGGACUGCUUUCGCGCUGAGCAUGUCGACGAUAUGGAAGACGAUGAUUGGAAUUACCGGCGCAGGGAUUUUGACUUUGCCGUUCUUGCAGGAAGUGGAGUUGAGGGCACAUACAGAUGAGGCCUUUGGAUUGGGUGAGGCGGAGAAGGAGGCAAUGAGGAAGAGGGAGGGGGAUGAAGAGGCUACCAUUGCUCCGACGCCUGGGGAUGUGAACUCGAGGACGCCAUCAGAGAAGUAGAGCCGAGGGUUGAGGAUGGCGUGUUUGAUUGAGUUCGUGGUACAGAGCUUACCUAUAUAUCCCCUUUUAGUUCUAGAUUCAUGAGCAUUUUAUGGACCUCACGCACCUUCGUUGUUUUCGUUGCAUCUUCCUGUUUUGUAUCAUAUGAUCUCGCAUACAUUCAAUGCACACAUACCAUGAAUGUAAUACUUUUUGCGCGCUCU
Somion occarium is the source of this 2076-nucleotide messenger RNA. The record is from the annotation of a GenBank genome assembly. Lineage: Eukaryota; Fungi; Basidiomycota; Agaricomycetes; Polyporales; Cerrenaceae.